UCUGAGAAGACUUCCUAUAUAAGGAGACCUUCACUGUUUAUAACAAACCAUACAAUCUCAAGAAAGAAGAAAUGGAUAUUGCAACAGAGGCACCCAAAGCUCCUUUGACAAGUGAAAGGAAGGUUCGAGCAGACCUUGAAGAAUAUAUACCCAAACCCUAUUUGGCAAGGGCAUUGAACACUUCAAGUGUGGAAAAUCCACAUGGAACAGUACCAGGACAUGACAACAAUGGAAUGAGUGUUCUUCAGCAACAUGCUUCCUUUUUUGAUCAAGACAAAGAUGGAAUUGUUUAUCCCCGGGAAACCUACAGAGGUAUGAGGAAUCUUGGUUUCGGUCGCUUCGAAAGCUUUUUGGCUGCAAUCGUCAUUAAUGUGGCAUUUAGUUACUGGACUCUCCCUGGAUGGUUACCAAAUCUACAUUUUCCUAUAUACAUAGACAGAAUACAUAAAUGCAAGCAUGGAAGUGAUUCUUCAACAUAUGACACUGAAGGAAGGUUUAUGCCAAUGAACUUUGAGAGUAUUUUCAGCAAGUACGCUCGAACUGUGUCCGAUAAGUUAACAUUCGGAGAACUAUGGCACAUGACUGAGGCUAAUCGAAACUCAUAUGACUUCAUUGGCUGGAUAAUAUCGAAGGGAGAAUGGAUAGUUUUGUAUAGACUGGCAAAAGAUGAAAAUGGUUAUCUGUCAAAAGAAGCCGUGAGGGGUUGUUUCGAUGGGAGUUUGUUUGAGUACGUUGCGAAAAUGAAUAACAGUGGUAGCAAAAAGAGCUAUAGAUUGAAGGAAUGAAGGUUGCUGCUUUUAACAUACGUGUAGUUUGAGUAUGUUGCCAAAAUAAAGAAUAAGAAUCAGUGAUUCAAGCAAUGUAGGGUGCUAGGAUUUAAAAUAUACAUGUGCUCUUUCUAUUGAUCAAGUAAACUUCUUCCAUCUACUUCAAUUAAAAUCAAGAUUUCAUCUGUUUGUACAAGAA
Gossypium raimondii (Peruvian cotton) is the source of this 966-nucleotide messenger RNA. RefSeq names its product probable peroxygenase 3. The record is from RefSeq and is a predicted model, not a curated record. Gene Ontology annotation, molecular function: monooxygenase activity; calcium ion binding. Lineage: Eukaryota; Viridiplantae; Streptophyta; Magnoliopsida; Malvales; Malvaceae. Bases 72 to 785 code for a protein of 237 amino acids. The transcript is spliced from 6 exons.